AUGACGAGGAACUAUGAUUAUCUCUUUAAACUCCUAUUGAUCGGUGACUCGGGUGUGGGGAAAACGAGCCUUCUUUUUCAAUUUACAGAGGAGCAGUUUAAUGCGACUUUUAUCGCAACAAUAGGCAUUGAUUUUAAGAUCCGAACCAUUGACGUUGAAGGGAAGAAGAUCAAACUUCAAAUUUGGGACACUGCUGGUCAGGAACGUUUCCGAACGAUUACGACGGCUUAUUAUCGAGGUGCUAUGGGUAUAAUGUUAGUUUAUGAUAUAACGCAGUAUCAAUCGUUUCGGAAUAUAAAACAAUGGCUUACAAAUAUUGACGAUCAUGCGAACUCAGAUGUUGAACGAAUGUUGCUUGGCAACAAAUGUGAUAUGGUCUCCCAACGGCAGGUCACUAAGGAAGAGGCUCAAGAGUUUGCCAAAAAUCACAACAUUGAAUUUCUCGAGACCAGUGCGAAGGAAGGUGAAAACGUUACAGCCGCCUUUCGAACGCUUGCUCAAGCUAUUAAAACGAAGAUGGAACAAAAAAUGAUGUCCAAAAGAUCAACAGCAAUCGACCACGGCGUUCCCUGUGGCGUUGUAAUCUUCUUUAAUCCCGUCCUUUGUCGCUUUACUCUCUUUUUUGUGUGCAGAACAAUAAGGUAUUGGGUACGUUGCCUCUCGGCUCCCAUUAUUUUGAUUGGUUAUGCAAAUUACACGGCCUUCCCUCCCCUGCUGCAACUCGCAAACACAAACGAACAAUAA
Messenger RNA from Echinococcus granulosus, 744 nucleotides. Its product is annotated as Ras-related protein Rab-8B. The transcript has 6 exons. Gene Ontology annotation, biological process: regulation of exocytosis; protein localization to plasma membrane; protein secretion. Lineage: Eukaryota; Metazoa; Platyhelminthes; Cestoda; Cyclophyllidea; Taeniidae. Gene Ontology annotation, cellular component: endosome; plasma membrane; synaptic vesicle. The record is from RefSeq and is a predicted model, not a curated record. Gene Ontology annotation, molecular function: GTP binding; GTPase activity. Bases 1 to 744 code for a protein of 247 amino acids.